GUUGCUUAUGCCUGAUGCGGCACCUACUCGUAUCGUCAGUGUCUCUCAGUCCACGCUAGCAGUCGGUCGGUGGAAACCGUUUUUUUUGUCGGUGUAAUUUUCCCAAUCGUCAUCCCUUCCCAUCCGUCUGGUUUGGUCUGGUCCACCCAGUGUGUAGCGAUUUCCCACCGCGCGCGUCGACUUGAACUGCGAGAAAGAAAAAUUGCGAACGGUUUUGCUGAAGAUUCGGUUUUGGGACGGCUUACCGCCCGACUUCAGGAGGAUUCCGCGGGAAUCCCUCGACCGAACCCUCCGGUCCGCUCGCGCUCGUUUGCGUUCGAGUGUGCAUGCUAAUAGACAUUAGGGAAGCGGGAAGAAACGGUCCUUCAGAAAGCACCCGUGCGAAUCUAGAAUCGUAAUGAAAAUUAGGCUCCUCUAGUUGGAGUGGGUGGUGGACCUCGUGGCACAAAAAAGACCGUUCUGCCACAGGUGAAGUGAGUUUGCGGAAAACCCGAGCCGCAUAUCGAGGGUGAAUGAAAAGUUAAGCAGUGAAGGAGAAAAGUCAGAACCAUAAUCGGCGCAAAAACACAUCAUUAACAACAACAAAAGUGUUCUUUGAUCUGUCUGUGAAAAGUAUUCGGUUCGUUUACUGCCCCGUCGAUGGGCAAAGAAAGGCGUACGUGAACUCCGCUGAAGUACAACCGUGAGCGGCUGUGUUUGUGAGUUUGUUUGUGUUCGUGAAAACCAUUGUAAAGUUGAAUGGUGCGGAUUUUGUGAAAAAGUGACAAGGAAAAAACAGUUACAAUACAGAGAAAAAUCAGUGUUUGUUACUGACAGCUGAGUAGCCUUCCAGUGGAAAACGAGCCAAUCGUCGGUGGAGAUCAGGAAAUAAGUUGCGAACAGAUUAGCAACCAACACCGGCGGGGUUUUUCGGACAUCCACGGAAACAAUACGAAACGAAGAUCAACCGAGGGAGAAGUGACGUUGUCCAAGGGUGCCCCGCGCCAUCGUUUAGUGUGCUUUUAAUUUAAUUAACUCCUCAGCUUCCAGUGAAUCGCAACCGUGUUUGUUGCUGCUCUCACGUGCGGUCACAGAUCGACCGACGAAAAGCAACACAGAGAAAAAAUAAAGAACAAAUAACAAAUAAUCAACAAGAUCGUUUAACAAGGGUUUGGAAUUAUGCAACACAGUCACUACUCCAGAACAUCACCAUUAUCAUCCGGUAACAGCAACAGAAGCAGCAGUGGAUGCAACGUCCACGAGAGCAACAUUUCCGUCGAUUGCGUGCUUUCUUUCUCCGAAACCGUCGUCAAUGAGAGUGAGGAAAAAAGUGCCGCCGCCGUCGCCGGGUUUUAGCUGCGCCGCAAAGCGAACCUUUUGAGCCGUGAAGAAGCUCAAGUGGCAUCUCCGCAGCAUCACCAGAAGCACUUGUUGUCGCCGUGUGCUAGUUGUUCACCGACCAUCGUCGUGUCUUGCCACUCGUGCGCGUUCGGAUCGUGCCACACGUCAAGCCGUUAAGACUAUUCCGCGGCAUCUUCCGUUCGAUUCGCGCUCCUAGGGAGCCGAACACAGUUGUUGUUGCUGACCGAGCACGUAAAGCAGAGUUGUUGAUGUUUGUUGAUAUUAAUUUGUCUAGCUUUUAGUUCGAUUUCCGUUCUUGUACCGGUGGGAGGUUCGAUAUUUUUUGGCGCAGGUCGUCGAUUAUUGUUGUUCGAGAAGAUAGAAGGUGUUAUUCUUAAUCAGUUCGCCGAGCAAUUCGAGAGCGUUGUGCGUACGUGAUAAACGAUUGAAUUGAAAAUUAAAAAUUGAUAGUGAGUCGAAUUCAAUCCUGUUGAUUAAGUGUAAAGUGAAUUUAAGAGUGAUUUAAACGUCGUAAAAGUUUCAUCAUGCAACACCAUCCGGGUUCCUGGUAUAUACCGUGGGGUGUUCCGGGGAUGGGCCUCCAGAAGAUGCUGGCGGUUCCGUUCAAUCCGGCCACCGCCGGUUAUCAUCAGCCACAGAUUGCCGCGGCGGCAGUUCAACCCCAGCCGCAGGUACAGACGGCCGGUCAGCAGCAGGCCAGUCAGCAAGCGGCAUCCUAUCAGCACCAUCAGCUGCAGCAUCAUCACCCAGCGGCGGCACUACACAACCCAGCCGCCGCUGCUGCAGCUGCGGCCAUGCAGCAUCAACCGUUGCAUCCGGCAGCCGCCGCGGCCAUGUUUACGCCACUGACCUUGCGGAGUUUCAUGACACAUCCGCAUUUGAACCUCGGUCAGCAACCGAUAGCAACCGCCCAGCAACCUCUACAGCAGCAUACGCCUUCAAUAGCGGGCACCCCCGGUCCGACCCAGUCACAGCUGACGGCUCUGGGUUUGAACGGGGCGCUCGGUGCCAUUGUGCCCAUGCGACAACAGCAACAACAGCCGCAGCCACAACAGCAGCAACCGCCACAGCAAAAGACGCCGGCCAGCGUUUCAACCGGAACGCUCAUCAUGCCGAUGAGAAAGAUCAUUAUGUCCGAAAAGGACAAAACCAAGCUGGUAUCGACCGAGAAGCGAAAGGCCGACGAAUGUGAACCGGUGAAAGAUCUCAAAAAGGCAAAAUUGGAAACCAAAGCGCUGAAAGCCAAACGGCCUGGAUUCACGGACGAACGGUACCACGAGACGUCUUAUUACAUCGAAAAUGGCCUGCGUAAAGUGUAUCCCUAUUACUUCACCUUCACCACGUUCACCAAGGGUCGCUGGGUAGGCGAAAAAAUUCUGGAUGUGUUCGCCCGCGAGUUUCGGGCCCACCCGGCCGAGGAGUACGAACGGUGCAUCAAGGCCGGAACGCUGACUGUGAACUACGAAAAAGUGCCAACAGACUAUAGGUUAAAGCAUAACGAUCUCCUGGCUAAUAUCGUGCACAGACAUGAAGUUCCAGUUACUAGUCAACCAAUCACAAUAGUGCACAUGGACGACGAUAUUGUGGUUGUCAAUAAACCAGCAUCUAUACCAGUCCAUCCAUGCGGUCGCUACCGCCACAACACGGUGGUGUUCAUCCUGGCCAAGGAGUACAACCUGAAGAAUCUGCGAACGAUCCACCGGCUGGACCGGCUGACUUCGGGUCUGCUGCUGUUCGGGCGGAGUCCGAAGAAGGCCCGCCAAAUGGAGCACCAGAUACGGAACCGGCAGGUCCAGAAGGAGUACAUCUGCCGGGUCGAGGGCGAGUUUCCCGACGGCAUCAUAGAGUGCAAGGAACCGAUCGAGGUUGUUAGCUACAAAAUUGGUGUGUGCAAAGUUUCGCCGAAGGGUAAGGAGUGCACCACCGUUUUCCAGAAGCUGGGCUACAACGGUAACAGCAGCGUUGUCCUGUGCAAACCACGAACCGGUCGGAUGCACCAGAUCCGUGUUCAUCUCCAAUAUCUUGGUUUCCCGGUGGUGAACGAUCCACUGUAUAAUCAUGAAGUGUUCGGACCGGCCAAAGGACGAGGUGGCGAUAUCGGCGGCAAAAGUGAUGAACAACUGGUGAAGGAUCUGAUCAACAUUCACAAUGCGGAAAAUUGGCUUGGAAUCGACGGCGACUCGGAACUAUCGAUGUUCAAACCGAUGAAGAAUGAUUUGGAUGAUGGAAAAGGUCCCAUUCUGAGUGAUGAUGACUCCGAGAGUGUAUCCCGCGAAGCAUCACCUUGUUCGGAAAGUCCCCGUCCAGUAUCGCUGGGUAGCGAGAGUCCGAACGAGAACAUGUGCGCCUCGAUUCUGGUACCCAACUCGUUAAAUGUCGUCGGAAGUGCCAACACCGGCAGAAGCAACAGCAGCAGUUCCGCUACUCUCAACACGAGACUGCAGUCGCAAAAGGUCACAGUGGCAACUCAAACGGGACACGAAUCGCCCGACUUGGCAUUCAAUCCGGACAAGAUGACCACAGACAAGCACUGCUACGAGUGCAAGGUUCGCUAUAGAGAUCCCAAACCGCAGGAUCUGGUUAUGUACUUGCACGCCUGGAAGUACAAGGGUCCCGGAUGGGGAUACGAAACCGAACUGCCAGAGUGGGCUCGCGUAGACUGGCCCGAGCAUGAUUUCGCAUGAAUGACAUCUGGAUGCCUGCUGGACUACGCGGACAUACAUUAGCAUGGGCUAAUGCUGCCGUCAAUCUCCGAGCUGGCCAGAGUGUAAGAAGCGUGAAGUGGAAAAUUAAAAAAAAAAGAAACAAUACUGUGACCAAAUAGCUAACUGUGUGUGAUUCGAACCAGUGUUCCCGAAAAUGAGAAGCAGAAUAAUGGAGAAUGAAAAAAAAAGACAACUAGACGGUAGCCAGAAGAGCGGAUCGCAUUCGCAGUUUGGCGACCAAGUGUUAAGUAAUGCAAACUGAUUACGCAAACAUUCGACUCGCCUGGACGGGGGAAAUGCCGUAUGCAGUAGAAAGAUUUGAGACAAAUUUCAAGUUCUAUAGCGCAAAAAGAAGGAGGCGACAUUAGGGCGAACGUAGUUUUCUAAGCUUUAUAGUAUUUAGCUGUGCAGCAGAAGACGUUAUUACAUAUAAGAACAAUUUUGAGCAACAAGCGAUAAAAUAUUGAUAUUUCCGUAUGAAUGAUGAGACGAGGAAAGGAUUAACGGAGCGAUAGAGAGCGAGUGAAAGGCUUCGUUUUUAUACGCAUACAUUUUUGAUAACUAAAGAGAUCCAAUCGCAUCAAAUCCAACUGGCUGAAACGAAAUGGUAAAAUUUAUACACAUUUGCCCUGUGCAGUGAAUAACGAAGCUAGAGCUACCCGUCUAAAAUCCAUAAGGGUACUCUCUAGCAAUAGGGAUUGUGACUGUUUUACUUUCUGUCCGUCGUCAUUCAGCAAAAAAAAAAUAUAGCAUCAUCUGAAUCCGCUUGGUAAUAAUUCCACGUCAUACCCAUCAUCACGGUCAUGAUCUCCAUCUCCAUCUUCCCGGUCGUGUAUAUUCGUACCACCACAGAGUGGCAUGCCAGUGGCGCACAUGAAUAUAACAUUUUCAAUUUGUCGCUUUCGUUGCCGCUGCAAAAUUGAUUAUUCAGACUUACAGAGAGCAAAACGCAAAGGGCAAAGCAAUGCGAAUGAAUCCAGACGCGGACGUAUACAACUUUGCUGCACAAUUAUUAGGUUAAGCAUUCCUCCCUGAGCCUCUACCCACUAGUUAUCAGUUCGGAUUUCACCGCAAACGAUAUUGUCAUUAAUUUUACUGUCCACACAGUAGAGACACAGUGACAAAUAUUUGGCUCUUAAACCUCUCCGAUUUAUAACGAGUUUAAUUAAAGCGAAAUUGAAUUUAUUCGUUCUACCGUUUACUGGCGGCCAUUGGCCCAACUGCUAAUUUAUGUCAAUUUUUAACGUUGCAGAAAGCCCAUGCGGUGCAUGGUGUAAUUUUCGGCCUGAAUGCAUGCCGCGAUCCCAUUUGCUGCCCGGUCGGAAUCUAUCGGACAAUCGAGUUACAUACAUUUAAUUUCGAACGAAAGCGGGCUUUGUUUACUUUAUUUGCACCGUGGAAUCGUUCGGUUGCGAAUUGCGGCAUGAGGGGGGUUACGGUAGCGGAGGGGGUCAAUCGAAAUCCAAUCACACAUCUUUAGAAGUUACAGUGGUAGCGUUUGCUGCAGCAUUCGGUGGGUUUUCUUUUGUUAGUGCUUGAUUAACUCAGAACAUGGUGUAAAAUUUAAUGCUUUAGUUUAUCAAAAGAGUUUUUCGGUCACUUGGUUUGGUGUGUUUUUUUUUUGUAUCAGAAUUUGUUCUGUGAAACAUGAACCUAAAGGCUAAAACUUAUUAUUGCCUACAUUCCCCUGCAUUAAUUAGUCAGUUAUUGGUCUGCUUGUUGCGUUGUGAUCUUUCAUUAUUAACGCACAUGUUUAAUUAGAUUCUCUUUAGAUGUGUAAAGUAAACGAUGUUUAUGCGUACAGUUGGGAAAACUUUAUGACAUACACCAGCACAGUUCAGAGUGUCUUUGGUAUCAUUGAAAAGAGGCUGUUGUAAUUUUUAUUGAUGCUAAUCGUACUACAACGCUAUGCAGGUUUAAUUUUACUUUUGUUAAAAAAAAUUUCAGAAUUUUUCUCUGUAGCGAUGUUUUCUGCUUUUUUCUGAUUAUGCUGUAUGCAUAUUGUAUACUUUUAGGUGUAUUAUAAGUGUUCAAAACUGCCUUAAUUCUACUUGGAAAAGGCAGCUUAUUGAUUUGACUCAGCCGAAAUCCGCCUAAUGCCAGCUCAAUAAACAGUAAAUCAACAAAAUUGAUUGUUGAGCUUUCAAAAUUGCUAAUAAUCGCCUCACUGGAUUCACAUUCAAUAAUCGUUCUCAAAUCACAUCGCAAGGUGGCAAAAGCGUUUAUGCCCCUGUCUUAAUGCAAUGCUUUCACAGGAGCGAAUAGAAGCUGAUGAAUUGCAUGAUAUGAAUGUGGAUACAAGUAUAAUGCUCUCAUCCUCUUGCUUGUGAGUCAUUCCAUGCUACUUCACAAAUCGAUCCUGAUCGACCAUUUCCGAUUUCGCUUAAACAUAUUAGAGUUGUUCCUUUUUGGUAGUAAGGUCAUUUUAUGAUAUCCACUAUUUAUGUUGAUUCGCGACUGCUGUCUCAAAAGGACCUAACCAAAAUGGUGACUGAUGGAUAUAUAUAUGCCAUCCAACCCGGGAUUUGUCAGCCAUCUCUUCUGGGUCAGAAAACUAGUCUUUCUUGGUUAAGUAUUCGAGGAAACUUAUUCAAGAAAGUUUGAUAUUGUGAUCGCCAUGAAGUGGCUGACAAACAAUGGAUUUCUAUGGCACACUGACACAAUCUCACCCCGCCUUACGGUACUUCAAGUGAAGAUAUGCGGUUGUUCUCAAAAGGACAGUUGGUUUUAGUUUUCACAAAACUGUGGACAUACUUGUAUGACGGUGCUUUUCACACAGAUGGGAGAUCCAAAAUUUAGCGCUGUAGAAAACAUGCUAUAAUCACUAGUGCGCGGUCCGUCCAUUCCCGCUGCGAGAUAUUUAAAACCGCAACCUACUGCGCUGCGACUUGUUUUCAGGUUUUCAAUUCCGAAAACAAGUCACCUCCGUAAGACCUAACUAAGUAACAUCAAAAUUCAAAUUUCCUUUAAUAUCUUGAUAGUUUCUAAUACUACAAUAAAGGUUGUUGCACUAUUGGAUGCAAUAAUAGAAGGGUUAUAAUAAAAUUAUGUUGAAUUUACAGGCUAUUUUGAGUAGUAAAAUUUUGCUAGAAUUGUUUUCCUCAAAGUAAUAAACACUAUGGCAAAUUUGUUCCUUAGAAAACUGAGGUUGUAGUUUUAAACAUUCGAAGCUGUGAUUUUUUUUUAAAGUUUUUCAAAUUAUUGACAUGCACACAUUGAGAAAUUGUGUAUGCAAAAUGCUUAUUCAUCAAUAUUACAAUAGCACACAAAUUAAAUAAUUAUUCCGCAAAUUUCUCAACUUUAAACAUUCGAGAAUCAAGGAAAGGUUUAGGUCUUGUUUUUUUUUUUGGAUAAAAUUGUAGAAAAAUGUUUUUUUUUCUGUUCACGAAUUUAGCCAAAGCGCCCUAUGGAAGUAACAUGAGACCUUUUCUAUUCUGUAACGACGUUUUAAACGGCAUCCCAAACAAAACCACUUCUUACCGGUUUUUAAAUCAGUGUUUCUCUAAUUUUUUUAUCCCUUGAUGGCAAACGGAAAAAAAUAAGUAAUUAAAUAUAUUUCCAAAAAAAAACACUAAAAGUAUUAUCUCUGUAAAAUCCCAAUAAAAAACAUCAAAGGUAAUAUUUCUCAAACAAUAUCGUCUUCGAUAUGCCUCAUUUCUGUAAACAAUGUUAUAGUGAUGCCUAAAUUUGGCGAAGAGAUACAUACUCAUGAAGAUUUCAAAUAAGAGCGUCCUCCGCGGGAUGGGAUUUGCCGGGAAAUUCCCAAAUCCAGGGAAAUUUUCAUUCAAAUCCCGGGAUCUAAAAAAUAAUUUUCUACAAAGAAAAUUAUUGAAAAAUCGAUUUAAAACUACAGGCUUUUGUCAUCUCUUUCACUUUUUAUCUAUUAUUAUGAAUAUGCUCUCUGGAGCGCUAAUGGAAUGUAUGAGAAAUGGGAAAUUGACCUCCGAUAGAGCGAUAGGGCUGUAGAGUUUCUCGAAAAAAGGCCUAUGCAAAAUUUGAGCCCAAUUGACGAUGAAAAAUUGCACAGAUAGUAAAUAGUACAUGAAAAGUAGAAAUCGAAACAUUGUCUUUGAUGCAAAAUGUCUUAGAAAUGUAUAAAGCGUAGAAAGCUGGAGCUCUUUCAGAAUAUUUUUUUGAAAAAAAAAUCUACUAGCGAAGAUUAAAAAAAAUGGAGAUGAAAGAAUCUUUCAGUCCAGCAGUCCAGUCUUAGGAAUUUUUCUUCAAAAUAUUUUUUUUUGGGACACCAAAUCUCUACAUUUUAUGCAUUUCUAAGAUAUCUGGCCUUCAAAAAAAUCCAUCCUCAAUCUUAUUUAAAUUUGGAUUAGAACGUUUUUCGAGAAGACGGAAUUCUGAAGCCAUCACCCCCGUUCCCCGUUCCUGAACGACUCUCCGUCUUUGCUUCGGCUUUUUUACAUUGAAAAUAAUUACCAAUUUGUUUUCAGAUCAUUGAAUUAUGGUCUCAAUCUUUUCUCCAAAAUGACCACAAUAGAAUUUAAUCUGAACAAAACGCUUCGUUUUUACUUUUCUUUUAACGUUUAAUAUUUCCAGGAAUCUUGGGGUAUCAAAUUUUCAUUUGCCGAAUUCCAAAAAGCUCGUCGGGAAAUGGACGCUUAAAUUCUUUAAGUUAAACUGAAACAAAUUCAGUCUUUCAAUAAAAUUUAGUAAAUAUAGCGCUGAACAAGUCUCGUGAUUAUCACCUCAUUGUAUUCAAAAUCUUGAAAGCAACCCCGUAACACUCGUAUGCGAGUGCAAUAUAAAGUAAGUCACAGUGAGUGGUUUGCGUGCAAUCUUGCGGAUACAAGUGUAGUUCAUUUCACUGUUUUGGCUUGUAUGUAAUCAAUUACCAAGUAGGGAUGGAAAAUAUCAAAUAAAAUCGCUAUCGAUAAUCAUCGAUAAUUUUCCAAUUCUAUCGACAGCUAUCUAUAAUUAUCGAUAGUUUGACGGUUGGAAGCAGAUGCAGAAAAACAACAAAAUAAUGCUUCCGUUGUGGGCAGGAACAAUAUUAAAAAGUUUAUUCGCACUUAUGCGAAAUCUCGCCGUUGUUCGCACGAGUUGAAGUGAGUGAAAAUGAUUAUCUCUCAUUUUUCCUACAAUUUUAAAGAGGAUUUCGUUUAAGAGCAAACAAGUAUCGAAUUCUCAUCCAACACUGGCAAGGCCAAUUUAUUUUUUUCAGUUCUGGCAUCAUUGUGGAGUAUGAAUGCCAAUGCAAGGGAAUAUCAAUAACUAUCGAUAACGCUGAAAGCUUAACGAUUCUAUCGAUAGCUGGCAACUAUCGACAAUUAUCGAUAGGUUUCCCAUCCCUAUUACGAAGUAUUUUCAUCAAGUUACACAUUCUACAUUAACGUUACAACAUUUUGACUAUUCUUUUGGCAUAAUUUUUGCUCUAACUCGAAAGAUUUCUUGGAAACCCUUCAAUAUUAUAAUAGGGUUGGAAAGUACAUAAAAUUUCCUAAAAGAUCAACAUAUGAGAAAUUUCUUUACUUUGUUUUUGUCACACUGGAAAGUGAUAAUGUAGCGUGAUGUUACAACAGACAGAGAUAUUAAGGUGACGGACCUUUUCUCAUUAAAGUCAAAAACUCUGCACUGUUUGUAAUUUUAAAACGAUUUCUUCCAAGGUUGCAUAUUCAAUUCUGGGGUGUCAAUUCCAUUCAAUUGGCCCCGUGCCGAUAACUUGUUCCACAAGUACAAUUUUGAAAUAUGAUGUACGACAAACUUGCAGUCCAUGAGUAAUGCUACAAGUUUGUCGAAGAAAGCAGUGCUCUAACUCUUACGCCUAAAGUGUAAGAGCCAAUAUUCAGUGGGAUAUUCAGCCAAUAUUCGAGGUGAAUAUAAAAAUAUUCACCGCGAAUAUUGGCUGAAUAUUGCACUGAAUAUGGGCUCUCACACUUCAGGUGUAAGAGUUACAGCAUUGCACUAUUCGACAAACUUGUAGUACUACUUAGGGACUACAAGUUUGUCAUACAUUGUUUCUCAAAAUUGUACUUAUGGAAUGAGCUAUCGGCACGCGGCGGAAAAGCACUUUAGAAUUGAAUAUGCAACCUUGAUUUCUUCUUCCAUGAUUAAAUCGAGAAACGAUAAUCAAAAAUUUUGCCGUGUUGAGACUGGCGAUAACUGGUAGAAUACAUUUUUGAGAAGCUUUUAUUUUUAGUGAUGUUAUAAUGCUCAUUUUUUAGCGUUGUAGUCUCACGAAAAUAUGAAUCAGUCUAUAUAUCCAUUAUUUAUCGUGUAUUUCUUACAUAUUUCUAUAGGAAAUAAUUCGAAAACUGGUUCUUCAUAUUAGUUAUCAUAACACUUCGUAGUAGGGUCAUAAAAUUUCUUGAAAAUUUAUACAGAAGCCAGUACAGUCUUACCUCGACUUAAGGCAACCUCGAUAUAACGUAACUUUUUUAGAUAUCUUAAAAUUAAAGUACAACAAUGAUUUUUGGGGUGUUUAAUGUUCCAAAUCAAUGUGUUUAGUAUGUUUUGAAACCAAUAAGUACCGUAAAAUGGUGAAAAUUGAUCUCUUUUUCUUUCGCUGUCUUCUGAUUGAUUUUUUUGUCAUCGAAAAUUGUCUUGAAAAGGCAUGAGAAAGAUUUAUAUAUACUGCUAGGAGAUAGGAAAUAAGUUUUUGCACACCUUUGAGUAACCAUCAACAACUUUGCAUCAAUGAAAAAACAUGUUUUCGUGCUUCGAUAUAACGUAACUCGAUAUAACGUAGCGAAAAGAAAAAUAAAGUUUCCUUAUGUUGAGUUAUGACUGUACCAGUAAACAUUGGCCAAAUUAUCCUCCCUCAGAAGAGUCAACGUGGCUUAUGAAUGAUAGCUUAUCGUAACGCUCAGCGCGUUGAAUGUAUGGGAAUGCUGAACAAAACUGAACAGUGAGGAUUUUCAGUGAGAGAAUGUAAGUUUUGUAAUUGUGAGUACCUAACUAUUUUCAUGAGUAACUCAUGUGUUAGAAAAAGUCGCAAAAGUGUCUGAUAUGACAUUAGGUGUGUACUAAUUUCCUUUUUUGUUCGAGCGUAUUUUAGAUGCUGACUGAAUCCAUUUUUUUUUAAAUGAGCUCGUAAAUGCGUCAAAAAUGCUAAUAUUUUUGAAAAUCCAUGAAAAAAAAUUGAACUAAAAAUGCCAGUUUAAACUUUUUAAGUUCCCGUACAAUUUGCUUGAUAUUUUUAUACUCAUAAAUAUCAGGAUGUUAAAAGUCUCCUAAAUGAAGAAAAGUAAUUGUUGCAAUGUUGCAAUGUGUAAUGUUUUUAAAACCACGUGAAAUACGUAGUAAAUGUAGUAAUUUGAAAAUUUGCGUUGAAAACUACGAUUCUUCAAUAAUCCGCGUUAAUCAAAAAGCCACUCCGACAUAUCCGCGUAAAAAUUCACGACGAAAAAGACCUGCAUGUAUUUUUCAAUAUUUUUUAAUAUUCCACCCAACAGAUAUUUUAUUCAUUGUUGUACGUAAUCUAUGGUUAACCUGUUAUCUAUGGAUGAUUGAUACUUUUGAAAAAGGUCCCACUUUUUCAUCAAAAUAAAUUAAUUUUUUUGUGAAGCUUUGAGUCGGUCAAGUGACUGAUGGUUAACCUACAGUUUUUUUCCGGAAUAUUUUUUUGUUUUAAUGUGGGUUAAACAAAUUUUUUUUCUCAGUGAUAUUAUAGGUAUAACGUAACCUGAAGGCCCAAAUACACACACGGCGCAAUGACACCUUCUCCAUACAAAAUAGAAGGCGUGAUCGCCAUCCCGCCUUUCGUUUUGUAUGGAGAAGGCGUCAUUACGCCGUGUGUGUAUUUGGGCCUUGAGUAAAAUGCAUUAAAUAUGUUAUCAGACAUAGACAAACAUUUAAAAAAAAAAUUGGGGCUUAACCUGGUUGUAACUUGAGUUGUACCCAACCUAAGCUGAGCUUUUCUAGCGUCAUAUUGAAGGUGUUUUUUGACAUUACUGGGAUUAAAUUUCAAAAAUUGGUUUGUCGGUGUACCAUCACUGAGAAUGUGUUUACUGUACAAGACUCCUGAUUAUCACUUCAUAGUACCCAAAAUGUUUUCAUGAUUCCCGAAUUGCUUCGAAGCACAGUAACAGCGUUAACACUUGUGUACUAGUGCAACCCACGAUGUGAACGUUUUGCGUGCAAGCUUGCCGAUACAAGCGUAGUAUUUCACCUCUAGGCUUGUAUGCAAUCAGCUAUGAUGUGUAUUCAUCAAGUGUCAACUAUCAAGUCUUCAUAGGCAAAAGAAUUUAGGUAAUUCCGAGAUAUCAAAUUAAUGAAACUUCAUUUCCCGGAAUAGUUGCCUUCAGUGCCUUCUUCGAUUAAGGUUGGAUUUCUUGAAUCGAUUCAAAACGUUAUCCACGGAGCGGUCUCCAGAGCUUGGCGAGUAGCCUGAAAUCCGAUAAUAAUGCGUUUAGAUAGUCACGAUUCUUCUUCUCACGGACUUAAACGCAACGCUUUUUUUUCGCAGAAAUUACUAGUCUUUGGUACCAAAUGAGAUUUUACUCUCUUGAUUGCUCGAAUCUUAUCUGAGUAUUAUCUCUAAGUAUAGUUUUUUUUCUAAAAAAAACCCUCGAAAUACCUACUUGAAGGUAGAAUCAUUUUUUUUUUUAAAUAUCAUUACAAGGGAAACAAGGGUAAAACAUAUGCAUUGAACCAAUGUUAAUGGCAAGUCAUGAAGGACUUCCAGUGACUAACGGUGUCAUAGAAAAUUUAUGUUAGUUUUGACUUUUAAUAUUUUGCUUUCCUUCAACUACAAUGCACUUCAUGAUUUCCGAUGUUUCACAUUAAUUCUUUCAUUACCAAUUGCAAAAGAAUGUUUGAUCAUUCGUGUUACUUUCCCCUGCUCGAGAAGACUCAAGCAAACGCACCCCGUACGGUUCCAUCACCCAGCUGGCCCAGCUCGGCUACUAUAUUCUGGCUUUGCAUUUAAAUGCCCCACUUUGCAGUUUAUAAAUUUUAUUGUAUGCUAAUGAAUACGACACGACAUGGUGUAUGAAACGAUGCGAGAAAAAAACUGAAAUAAAAUAAAAUAAAACAAAAGCAGCGGGAUCCCUGACGGUUUCCCUGCCUGCUCAUUUCGCGUUGGAUACUCUCUUUACACGGAUUGUAACUUAAUUUAUUAUCAUAAUAGUUUCCCCUUUAAAUCGCUUGUUGAACAGAAUGAUUCAGAAAAAAAAAUUAAUGACAAUAUAGCAUAUAAGAGAACUAUUGGAGCAGAAAGAAAAAAAAACCCGCAGCGGAGAUAUUUUUAAUGUUGAAAAAAAAAAAGAAAAAAAAUAUCCGCAACAUCAGUAGCCGAUAAUGAGAUUAUCCGUAGUGAGAUCGAUUGUUAGCGAUAUUUUUGCAAAUGAAAACUAGUUUUUAAACGGCUGUAGGAUGCUCUAGAAAUCGUUAAUUUUUCAAACAAAACAAAAACAAGAUCAAACUGAAACGCGAUAAUUUCAUUUCAGAAAUGAAGCAAAGAACAAAAUGGUUUAGAAUUAGACGAACAAGACGUGAAGUUGAGAAAAGAAAAAAAUCGCUGUUCGAUUAUUUUUAUUGUGUAAGUGCUGGCCUACGCUGUGUAGUGUUGAUUUUCUCCUUUGCCGUGUGAUCCUAUCGAUAAGACGAAGAAAAAAAGUACACCAGACAUGCUUGAGCAGCAGCAGCAAAAAAACCCCGUAAGGUGACAGCUGUUGAUCGGAAGGAUUUGUUGCCUCAUCAGAAAGACAAGUUUCCUCGCGCUGGCUCCGAGACGGCCCGCCUCUCCCACUUCCCUUUCUUCCCAAAAAAAAUCUCAUUUCAUCGUGAUUAAAGCUAUGCAAGCAAAAAAAAUUGAGGAAAAGAUGAAAAAAAAAACGCCAUCCUAUUAUCAAGCCAACCGCACUCGUGAAGACACUCGAAACGAAAAGCAUUAAACGAAUAAAAGACAAUUUUAUUAUUAUUAUUAUUAUUUAUUUGUCCAGUAGUGUAAAGGUUGACCUUUUUAAUUUGACUACUUCCGGUUUAACAUUCGUCUCUCAAUCAUUUUUGUGUUAAGUAAUUGAUUUACCUAACCUAACCUAAUCUCUCUAAGCGUGGUUCCAGAAAUUCAAACAGUCUCUCUUGAACAUUACCUCCGAUGCAGAACUUUUUACUCUGGCUGGCAACAUAUUCCAGCUAACGACUCCUCUAACGAACAAGGAAUUUCUAUAGAUUGAAGAACUAUUUGAUGGUACAACUAAGUUUUGAAGACGUCGACCGCGUGAUGGAAUCAAUUUUCUGUGAAGUGAUGACGGUAUACAAGUUGUCAUGAGCUUUUUCAUAAAAACACAGGAACGAUACGCAUAUAAUUUUUGAAGUGGGCAUCCAAUAAGAUUUGAGUGCAAAUGACUUACACGGGAGUAGCGAUUCAGCCCAUAAACAAAUCUCACGCAACAGUUCAGAGCAACACUUAGUUUACGCAGUUCACCGGCACCUGGAUCGAUGUGAACCACAUCUCCGAAUAGAAAAUGAGGAAGAAUCAAACUUUUAAACAGCUUCAGUCGGGUACGAACUGGAGCAGAGGUAGCACAACUAUAUAGCGUUCGUAAACCGGAAUAAAUUUUCCCACAUUGUUGUCGUAUAAGUCCAUCCCAUUUUAGAUCGUUGCGAAAGACGUAGCCCAGGUUGUUUGCAUUAUCUGUCCAGUGAAUUACUUCUCCGUCCAUUAUAACGUCAGGCAGUGUAUUAUGGUGAGCAACAUUCCGUGUUCUGGUUUUUAUUAAUAGGGCUUUACUUUUGCUUUUAUUGACAAGCAGUCCAUUUCGGCGAGACCAUUGUGUAAUCCUUGCAAGAUCCUCGUUAACCAAUUCAACAAUUUCGCUGGUACCAAGACCCAACCGGCUUAUGUACAACUGUACAUCAUCAGCAUACAACUGAAUGGUGCAGUACUUUAGAACAUUAGGCAGAUCAUUAAUGUAGCAGCAAAACAACAGCGGGCCAAGAACAGAUCCUUGCGGCACUCCUGAAGUGAUCACAGAACUAUUUGAUCGUCGAUCUCCACAGAAAACGGUUUGUUUUCUAUCUGUUAGAUAUGAGUUGAUUAGAUUUACUGCACCAGAACUGACAUUAAACUGUGAUUGCAGUUUUACGCAGAGCCUGUGAUGAUUGAUUGUAUCGAACGCUUUGGAGAAAUCUAGCAACAAUAGUAUAGAGCCAGCCUUUUUAUCAAACGCAACAGCUAGAUCAUCGUACACCCGGAUGAUCGCUGUUUUAAUGCUGUGACCUUUUCGAAAACCUGCUUGAAACUCUGAUAGUAAAUUGUUUCCAGUGAUGUAAGAAGUCAUCUGCUUCCCAAUUAGCUUUUCGAAGACUUUCGAGAGAGCGCAGAGGAUGCUUAUAGGCCUCAAGUUUGUUAUUGAAGUCAAAUGGCGCUGCUUUCGGACAGGAAUUAUUUUCGCAUGUUUCCAGCAAGAGGGAAAAACACUGCUUUGUAUAAUGACAUUGAAGAUAUGCGUAAUUUGAUUGACGACCAACGGUAAUAUGACCUUAAUAAAUUUUAUCGGCAGAUCAUCGAGUCCUGUUGCAUUCGAUUGCACGUCUUAAUUUAACGAGAAACUGCGACGUUUAAAACCGCCAAUUAUCUUUACGAUUCUUCGGUAGUAGCUGCUACUCUUAUCAGUUAGUGUUGAUUUACGUUGUAUUUAGUUUGUAGUUUAGAGAACUAUCGUUGAAUUCUUCUAUAGAUUGUAAAACCGAGCGCAACAAUUUUCACGUUUUAUCCUGUACUCUAGGGUCCCAGCCUUAGGAUACUGUAUCCUUCCCAUCGUCGUUGUUGUUGUUUACUUUCUUUUGAUUUACUUUGAGCACACUAGCUCAAAGUCUCUGUUAGUAGUAGUAGCAAUAGUAGUGUAGUACUGUAGUGAAAUGUUCUGUUACGAAACUUCAAACGGCAAACCCACUUCAAUAUUUUAGUUCUGUAAGGAAGCAUCAGUUUUGGACCUUCAAGCUGCAACCAAAAUUCAACUAUCUUAUAUAUUAUUUAUAUUUGUUUGCUGUGUUUAUUUAGUAAUCUGCGAAAGCGGAGCCCUUUUUGUCAUGUUGAACAAUAAAAGUUUCAUUUGUUCAGAGUGUUUAUGUUUAGUUUCUGUGUUCGAAUAUUGUGAAACUUUCUUUUCAAUCGUUUUGGUUUUUAAUUCUAAAUUCAACUAAAAAGAUGACAGGUUUUGCAUAGGUAUAACGAGUGACACACGGCAGUGGAAGAAGCAACAGGCAACCUUUUUAUUAGUCCGAUCUAAGUUGAUUUCCCGCCAUUAGUGUGAAUGCUGUCAUUGACACCUUCCAUCCUCUGCACAGUUUGUGGUCACACACACACUUCAAUCACGGCAGGGAGAAAUCACCAGAAUCGGAAGACAGCUCCGCUGAAUUACCACCCUUAGAGAGAAUUCUAGAGCAGCGGGAAACAACUCUAAAAGGAAAUUUAGUAAACUGAUUGCCAGUGAGUGCAGCGGGAGUCGAUGUCCUAAUGUACGAAAGUCUCCCUAUCGCUGAGACGAAAGUAACAGCUUGUUAUCUAUUUUGUUCGUUUCCAAUCCGGAGACGGUUCAUUGCCCAAACCCAAACUCAAACUCCCUUCCGGUUGGAAAUUUGUUAUUCCAAUACAUCUUGGUAGAUGUUAGCUUACGACAAGAGUGUCUGAAGGUGAUUGAAAGCUCAAGCAGAAUAAUUAUCAUGCUGUUUGAAAACCAAAAAAAAAACCUAUAAAGAGGAAAAGUUGUCGAAAGUGGAGCGAGAGAGAAAAAAUCAAAUUGUGCCUUUUCGUAGUGAACAGUUGAUAGCGGUGAGGAAGAAUAAUAAUAAACCGAUAAUAAUCACAAGAUUCCAAUAAUAAAGUGUAGAAUCAGUAAACCGGAGAACUACUUUUAGACUCGCAGGGCUAAGGAUCAAUAUUUGAGAACAACAACCAUUCUGUACAAUAAAACAAAAAAAAGUCGUAGCCGAAACAUAGAAACCAGCCGAUUUCGCCGGUCAAGCAGCAAAAAAUUUUUAUUCCAUUCAUUGUGGGAAACUACAGUCACAUCACAUUUUCCAUUUGAAUAUCAGAAUAUCUUGUAGUUCUUUACAAGUAGUUUAAUAUCUAGAGUUAAGAACAGGUGAAUCGUCAGUUUGAUUACUAGUAAGCAAAGACCCAUUCCUGAAUCCACAAGAAGAAAGGGAAAUAUUUUAUAACAAAGUAAAAUCAAAAGAGAUACAGCAACAAACAACCAAUCACAUAACAACAACAGCUACAAAAGAAAAAAAAAAUCAAAUUCAGCAUACACAGAAAGCGUUUCAUCUUUGUACUUUCAUGUUAUAUCUAUAUACUGUAAAACGGAAGGAACUACUCACUACCUAUAUCUCUUUACCGGUAAGCUCAUCUCUGACCGCAAAUCAAAGAAACAACCGGCAUUCUCUUCUAACUUCUACUCUUCUAUCUACUAUAUAUUAAUAUAUAUGUAUACAAAACAAUACAAUACAGUGCGUAUAGGUACUAAGAAACCCGUCGUUCCCCGUUUUAUACAGAGAGCUUACCGUCUUGGGUCCAUUUUGGACCCACUCGCAUCGUUCAUGAGAUUAUUAACUGAAGUGUGAUAUGAUUUUUUGUGGAAGUUUUCUUAGAACUUUUGUCAUUCCAAACAUCGAAUGAUAUUUAUUCUUUACUCAAAUUAUUUGUUCUUGAGUCGUUAUUUAAUGGGGUAUUCAAUAUUACUUUAGCAGUGUUUUGUGCUGAAGCUUCUGUAAUUAUUUGCCUCGAUGAUAUAAAGAACCUUUUGUUUUCUAUUCUAAUGUUUUUCUAGUUUAAAUUUGCUCAAUUUUUUAAAUCUUCACAGAAAAACAAGGUGUAAUUGUUUUUAACAGUUAUACUUCCUUCAGAUCCUCUGUUACCGAAGUUCUGAAAAUUUAAUUGAAUUCGUUUCUUUUUAGCAAAAACCACUUGAGCUGCUUAGCAAACUCAAGGAUGAUUCAAUUUCAUUUUUCUUUGCUUUAUCACUAAAAGGCAAAGAUUCUGGUUGGUAUUUGUGACGUUUCGUUUGAUUUUCGUGGCUUUCAUCCACAAACACCUAAUAACUCCCAAAGGUUACGGGGUGAACAUUAUAAACAUGAUUCCAACAAGCAGAUAGAACUGGAAGGGACGAUAGUUAGAAAUAAAUUUCGCUUUAGGUCUCCAGAGUUUUUAACUAAAGUCGAAGUACUAGAACAAUGCAAUCUUCCCGAAAACUGACUUCUAUCCUGUUAAUGCGAUAGUGCAUGACAAAUGAAAGUUGGCAGGUAAUUGAUUAUGACAAGGUUUUGUAUAGAAGAUAACUAUUUUAUAUAUCACAAACAAACAAACGGAGCGCCCAUGGGAAAUCCACUCUCAAUUUUUGUAUAUGAACUUUUAUAGCAAAAUUGUAAAAUCACUGAGGAGCUCGUCUAUUCGAUUGAAAAAAUUAGGUCACACAUUAUUAGCCAUUUGAUAUUUGUGAGCUAUAUCAACUAUUGUGAUGAUUUUUGGUAUUUCGACACGCAAUCUUCUUCAUGAAAUUGAACCUAUACUUUAUUGCAAGAAUUUACCCUGCAUAUAAAUAAAGAAUUCCGUAACGUAAAUGAUUUUAUUGACAUUGUUGCCUUUGUUUCUACCAUUUAUUAUCGGUAGUUUCCCAACCGGAAUGAUGCCCGAAGGCCAGAAUUCGAUUCUAGACGCCAUUCUUGAAUUCAGAAUGACUUUUUCCGGUUUCUCGAAUGCAGCCUAAAAUGGCCAAAUAUUAUCCAAUAUGAGUAUUCCCGAAACCAGGAUGAUACCCAAGGCCCGAAAAUCAGCUCUAGAUGUCAUUUUUAGAUCCGAGAUACCGGACUCACGGUAUCUGGAAAACAGCCAAAAAUCACCAAAUAUCACCAACAAUGAGUGUUCCCGGAGUCGAAAUGAUGGUUAGAAGACGAGAUUCAUCCACGGAUCUCAUACUAAAAUCCAAAAUGGCGACUUCUGAUUUCCGUAAAAGGGACUCUCUGGCACACUCUAUUUGUGAAAUCAGAAUGAUGCCUGGACGUCCGAAAUCGACUCUAGACGCAAUUUUGUAGCCUAGAUGACAACUUCAGGUUUUUGAAAAACAGUCUAAAAUGGUCAAAUCCCACCCAAUAUGGGCAAUUCCAGAGUUAGGAUUUAACUCCAGGCGCCAUUUUUCAAUCCAAGCUUGCGACUUCCGGUUAACAGGAAACAAACUGAAAUGAUUGAUCGAAUGAGGCUAUUUCCAGAAUCAGGAUGAUGCUCGAAACCAAAACUGGAAACGAUGAUGAAAAAUUCCAUCAAUCCUAGCCUUUCUGUGGCAUACUUUCCACGAUGUUUUUUUUUGUUGUACUUGAGUAAUGCUAAUUUUCCGUCUUUUCCUACCAAGUUUACUUCUCAGUAAAAAUUUUUGCGAAGUGUUUUCUGCAAUUUGAGCCUUGAGGGACUCUAGUGACUAGCAAUUCAACUAUUUGUUGACGGUUAUUUUAGAUACGAUUAGGUGCAAUCUAGCGAUUUUGAAUAAAUUUCCAAAAAAAGACAAAUAGUUAUACAUAUUAAGCAUUAGUUAAUACAGUCAGUUAAGCAUAUAGUUAAUACAGUCAAAAGCUUUGGUAAAGUUGGUAUAAAAAAUUUAUAGAUUAUCUAUCGAGUUCAGACAAACUUUUUUUUUGGUGCCUUGUUAUUAUAUUUUAUUAUUGUUUUCAGUCAUUUUAUUUUUAAUGAAGUCUUCUGAGCCCUAUUUUAUGGUCUUGACGUUUGUUUUAAGUUUCUUCUCGACAAUUUAAGGAUGGUCCUAUUUGUUGAGAAGCUCCUAGUAAAGUUUCACUAUUUGAAGUGAAUCAAGUCGCCUUCGCAGCGUCUUGAAAAAUUGUUCAAAUUUCUGACAGAAACAAACUGUGUUACCAAUCUCAGUAGAAUCAGGCCUAUUCAGCUACUUCAACAUGGGUUUAUUCGCGGGUUUCUCUUCACAUACCCUUCUUACUUUUUUUUCCUCUGUGUGGACUCAUCACUGCGACCAGAGACAUUUGAUCUAUUGUGAUACUGCCCAGGUGUUUUUCUGUACUCCGCACUUCAUAUUGUUGGCAGUAUCACUAUUGAGGUAAAUUUAUUUAUAUCCGUGCUUGUGUGUGAGAGUUUACCCCUUCGUUUCAAGCUUACCGAGCUCUUUCUAUCCUACCACUAUCGCCAAAUUACAAUUCCCUGAACUGAGGCUACACCUAAUGUUUCUCUCUGGCCAGGUUAAUUCUAAGAGGGACUUAUUAUGUCAAGAGGGGGAGUCUUAUCGAUACCUCGUUCCCGUGCCAAUUCAAUUCCCUGUAGAGGAUAAAUAUUCCAGAGAUCAGUUUUAUUACAAGAAGGACUUAUUUUGUCAAGAGAAAGCAGUCUUAGCGAAACCUCGUUCCUCCUACCAACACCGCGUCACAAUCACAAUUCCCUGAAGAGGCACUCAAUGCUUCACACCUCUGGUCAGUUUUAUCAUAAGUAGGACUUAUAUUUUGUCAAGAGAAAGAAGUCUUAUUGAACCUCAUUCCUCCAGCCAAGACCGCGUCAUAAUUACAAUUUCCUGAAGAGAACUAUUAUACGUUACUCAGAACAGUUUUAUUAUAAAAAGGACUUUUUAUAGGAUGAAAAUCAGCAGGGGAAUUUAGUGUGAAGGAAGGGUAUGUAGUAGAGAGUCUGAGAAUAAACCCAUGUUAAAGUCCUUUGACAAUCAAAUGACCUGAUUCUACUAAGAUUCGAACCCACGACCACGCGCCUCUCACAGCGGACUCUGUAACCUUGCGGCUACGAAGCUCCAGCACCCUUCUUACUUACUUUCUUCUUACUUUUAUGGCAACCGAUCAUAGAGAUCUUAUGUCGAAUUAGGAAUACGCUUCCAUGAAACUCGAUCUUGAGCUGCUCGGCAAUCCUCGUCGACAGCACACUCCCAACGCGUUCGGGGUCUACCUCGAUGUCGUCGGCUUCUAUCCGGGUGCUGAAUACUACCUGUGCCAGUCACUCAUCCGCCAUACGUGCUACGUGGUCAGCCCGCUGUAAUCUUUCAUUAGCUUGACAAUAUCAGCGUGUUUGUAUACGUCGUACAGCUCGUGAUUCAUGCGACUGCAUCACACUUUAUUUUCUUGUUUACCACCGAUCGGUCUCCUUCGACGUUUGCAGCUUAUGUCCAUAGACCACCACCGGGUGGAUCAGUGUCCUGCAGAGCCCAAAUUUAAUGCGGAUCUAAACUGUCUUCGAAAUCCGUAAUUGGUACUCUUCUUUGCCGCGUUCGUCUCUUCACCUCGCAGCUCACUUCGUUAUCACACGUUUCGAGUGUACCAAGAUCAGACUUCGAAAAGGUCACGGUAUAACCACUUUUUACAGCUAUAAUGGUCUUCUUUUUCCUCUGACGGUGCCAAGGCUCGCUGUCUAAUAGCAAUUUUUUACAAACAUGUAAAACGAAAACUCGCCACCACGACGAUUUUUUCCUUGAACGUAUUCUGACAUUUUUUCUAGAAAUGAGAAUUACACACGUUGUGUGCGGAGAUUUUGAAAAAUAUUUAUAUCAUUGAUGUUAUAACAACAUAUAUAUAUUUCGAAAUAGACGAAAAGAGGCGAAAAUAACAUCGCCAAACAAAUGAGAGUGUGCAUCUCUUUAAUGCGCGAGUGUCGAAUGACCAUCCUAUUAUUUGUAUGAAAGGCGACCGACGGUUGUUCUGCAUUUACAAGCGAAAGCCUACUGUGACGCACGCUAAGUAAGCGAAAUCAAUUGAAACUGUUGACCAUUUAUUGCGACUUUUACGCUAAAUUGGACUACCCCGAAAUACACGAUUAUCACAGUCGAAUCUCGCCCACAAAUUCGCAGUUUGGGUGAUGGGUAUCGAUACUAGCGUUAUCGAAACGCUUGACAGAAAUAUUUUAUUAUAAAGACAAAAAAAAUUCUAUCAUGACUGCUACCUUGGUAGGUCAAUGAAAAAUCACUCCGGCAAUGGUCAGUGUUUGAUACCUAUAUAUAUUAAUAAAGUAUACUUGAAACCGUGAGGUCUGUUAUCGAUACAAUGACAAUUGAGAAAGUAUCGAUACUCAGUAUCACCCAAUCAAUCAUGUAACACUUAGUUUUGUUUCGAGAUUCAACCUAAUUUUCAACUAAAGCUGCUCAAAAAUAUAUACUCAAUGUUGCAAAUGAAAAACAAAACAAACAAUGAACCCAAAAAAACUGCCACUGCGCUACUGAGGUGUCAAUUUGAUAGCGCGAAAUAAGAAAUUGGGCAAUGAAUGAUUAUCACAGAAGUCCAAAUAGUCAUGCAAGGGGCAAUACUAGCCUGACUAAGAUAGACAAAUUCAACAUCAACCACUUCAAAAGUAUCCCCAUCCAUCAGCACUGCAGCAACAAUGUCCGUAAGACUAACACGUUCGAGGAGUUUUGUCAACGCUUUGACAAACGGGUGGUCAUAGGUUCGAAUCUUAGUAGAAUCAGGCUACUCGGUAUCAGAGGGAUUAAGGUACGGGUUUAUUAUUAGGCUCCUCCACACGAAAACUUCACUUCAGACUGAGAAACUCGUACUUAAACCUUCGGAAAUUUCAUCCACCCAUAGUAUGUUAUCCGCUGUAGUAACAUGCUUGAGGAGAUGAUAAAGUCGAUAAAGAAGAUAAGAGAAUAGUAAGUCUGGGUGAACACAAGCACUAUAACACGCAGCAAAUAACUUCUUAAAAAGUGCAAACAGCAAGAAUUUAGACAAUGCCACGAAAGAACGAAACUUACGGAAGAGAAGAAGUCCAAUAUCAGCAGCUUCCUUUCUGAGUGUCGUAAAAGUGUCUUCCACAGCUCUGAUUAACGCUGACGAUAUCGAUGUCGACGGUAAAGCCUAGAAGCACGUGAGAUUUCGUGAUCAGGAAUGUUAAUAAGAUAGAUUAUCGUCGACAAUCGUCCUGGCCGAUGUUGAUAACGUCUUGUAUUGUUAUUGACGAUGACGAUAGCGUCUUCAACCCUUUAUAAGGCCGUGGAAACUACGCAAGGAAUCGACAUAAACUUCAGUAAAACGUAUUCCUUACAGGAGGUACAACACAUCUGUACCUUUGUUGAAAAAUUCAUUAUUGAAUCAAUUGAAAAAAUUGAUGGCAAUAUAGUUGCCACUGCCCUGUAACCUCAAAACCGAUGGAUAUAUUUUUCUACAGCUGCACUGUAAGCUUGCUCUUUUGUAAUUAUAAAAAAGAAACAUCAUAGUAACCUAAAUGUAACAAUAGGACUUCAUUUAUUUGUAAGGAAAAGGACAAAAUAAAAAAUCAUUCAAGUGGUAUUCUGAAAAAAACAUUUCGGAAGAAAUUUGAAAUUUGUCGUCCAGCACAUCAUGUAUUUUAAUAAAAAAAACUGCAUAAUCUAACACAGUAGGUCCUAAAUGGAAAGUUUCUGGUGAAAAACUUAUCAAUUUGUUGGAUUUUUACCAAAUUAAAAAUGAAUUUCCUAAAAACGUUCUAAAACCGCGGUUUUUUUUACAUACAAAUGAACCCAAAAUGAAUAUUGUACACUUCUAGCAGUCCUAGAAAAAAACUGAAGUGUUCGAAGACACCUUUAGCAGUCUUUGGUUAAGCCAAAUUUAAAAACAAUAUUCUUAGUGCAGCGAAAAAAAUGUAUUUUGUUGGUGGCAAUAUAGUCGAAAAGUAGGCACGGUGUGAGGAAACGUUUUUUCACUUCGGAGGGCUGUAGAUUUAGCAUCACUAGGUAGAGAUACUCAUAGAGAGAGAGAUAAGCGAUGAAAAAACCGCCCAUUUGGCAACUAGGUUUCACACGUCAGAGGUGCCAGAUCUCUUUUCAAAGCGCAGUCUAACUAUCUUUUUCAUUCGACGCGUAUAACCGGUGGUGACGAUGGAAGUCCUGGGGAGGGGAAUAAUAAAGUGCAUUAAAAAAAUCGUGAAGGUGCUAAAUUUUAUGUUAAUGUUUAAUUUUAUGUACUUUCACCAUAAUUGAUCACUUUUUUUUGACCAUAUAUAAGGUUUGUGAACCAUCAGUUCAAAAUCAUAGUGAUAAAGCCAUUUUAAAGCAUUCUCAAAGAGAACAUGAAAAACGUGUGAAAAUAAAUAUAUCCUUCAUUGCCCCUGAUUGCAAUACCUCUCAAUGUGUAACCUUUCUUGUUCGUUUGGCUCGGAUUUUGACAUGUUCGUUUGGCUCACAGCAUUCUCUUAGUAUAUCUCUCCCUCUGACAGGCAACAGGAAGGAACUUUUCCUUGUUUGGUUGUGUUUCUUUUCUCAUCAGGAAGGGACGCACGACGCAGCUUUUAUCUUGUUUUGUUGGGAAACCAUGUUGAGGCCUAAUAUGCCACAACGCGUAGCGUUAUACUGAGACGUACGCCGCCUUGAAAUCUUUUGACAGAUGAUGUCCAUCCUUCCCUAUUUUUCUCUUGUUUCCUUCAACGACUAUCCUAUCUUUCUCUCCAUUCAGCAUCAUUUCGAAAUGUUGUUUAAAGGUUGUUACGGUCAAAAAUUGAUCAUACAAAAUAUGUGUGUUUUUAUUUCAAUUUCAAACAUGUUUUUUGUCAAGUUCAGUUCGUACAGAAUAAAAAAAUUUUAAAGCUUCCUUUUUAACGAAUGCGAAUUGCCGGCCUUUUACUUGAAAUCUCCCAUCAAAUUUUGUACAGCCUUCUUGGUCACUUUGUUAACCGCAGAACGCCAUCUUGUUGACAACUGUCUUUUGUGUCUUCUUAGACGGAGCCUUACGAUAUUUUUCUAUAGAGCGGAGCUCACAUCAGAGGGGGGGGAGGGGUUUGGCACCACCUGAACAUUGUUCGCAGCAUACCGCUCCAUUGCCCUUUUUCCAUAAUGGCAAGAUGCCAAAACCGGUCGGAACCGAAUGGAACAUCUGUGUUGCUUGAGGAAAGCCAACAGACGCAUUUCCAGGCACUCCUGCACAUACAUUUCCUGGUUCCAUCAAUGUUGCUCUUCAAAUCACAAGAACAGAUGGCCCGCCACAAGAGGUUUUUUUUCACAAACUUCGACAACUUAGUGUUAGAAAAUCUCUGCCACCUUUUUUCUUCCAGUUGCCGCAAAAUAUUACUGUCCUGUUUUGACAUAAGUUUAUCUGCUUAGGUCACGAUUCAACGAUUCGACAUUCAACAAUGUUGUCAACUUGGCGUUCGAGUAGGUCCGAUUUUUGCGAUGUGCGAGCAAAAUUUUGAUGCAUUGUUUCUCUUGCUUCAACGCCAUUCUCACAACUGAAGAGCAAAUGCUAAAAUCAAACAUAAGGCAUGAUACUAUACACGCACACUUUCAAAAUGGUGUUCUGUUUUUUCGAUACACGAUAAAAAUAUUACGGAAAUUUAAAGAUGACCAAUUUUUGACCGCAAUACCAUUUAGGACGACUGGCCACCUGCAACAUAUCAGUAAUCAGGUUUUACCUCCCUGUCAAUAAACAUGGCAGGUACCGACACAGCACGGUUAACACGCGGGGCACAAUCUUCAACAAAUCCAGCCAGUUCACCUAAUUCGCUGACGACGUUGGAAUGACGGUUCAGUCAUGCCUACUGCGGACUGCAUAGGACCUUGGGGUCUGGUAAACGUUGCCCCCGUAUCAAGUGCACCAUGUACAAGACGCUCAUCGACGUCCUCGACGAGCUCGAAACAUGAACAAUGCUCGAGGCUGGCUUGACGUUCGCCCCCAAAAAAAGACCCCAUAUCGAUGACGUCGGUCUAUCGUUUUUCGAAUACCCUUUAUACACCCUGUCGACUUUUCUCUUGACAAAGUAUGUCUCUCUUAUAAUUAAACACAAAAAUAUUAGUCUUCUCCAGAAUUGAAAUGGCAAUAUUACCAGAAAGAACGAGGUUUCCACACUAAUUUCUCUUGACAAAAUGUCAACUCGGUAUAGUAGAGCAGAAAAUUUAAAACGGAAGUGAUGAAAUUUACUCACAAGUUCGGAUGUGAAUGACAAUCAACUUACUCUCAAUAGUGAUAUUGUUAAUAACAUGAAGCGUGGGUUGAAGAAAACGCCGAGGUAAAAUGUAACAAUAGACCAAAAGUUUCUACUUGUUGUGAGAAAAAUUAUCAUAAAUUUUACAAUCCUGUGCCAGAGUAUUGGUAUCAUACAGGCUUGUGAAUAGUAUACAGUAGCGCCAUUUUCACUGUAAACCUGUUUAAAUUUUUUGAGUGGUGGUAACUUACCAAGUCUGGCCAGAAUUGGCAAUCCACUUCUUGCUGUUCCAGAAAAGGCAGUAAUCUCGUCUCUCCAGUAAGCAAUACUCCGGCUAAAUUAAUUGAAUCAUGGUCGAUACUUUUCUACUAUAUUAAAAUUUUCUCUCAGAGCACUUUUUCGGUCAAUUGAGGUGUGAAAUCUCUGCUUAUGAAUUUUUUCGAGAAAUAAUUUUCACGUCAAUAUUACGUGAAAAUUUAUGUGGAAUUUUUUACGUAAAUGUUACGAGAUUAUUACUUAAGACAACCAUUAAAGGGUCCAGUAUGUUGUUUGGUAUUAAUUAUGUGAGAUUUUAAUAACUUUUAGUGGAUUUUCACGUUACUAUUAUAUGCCAAUAUGGUAUGUAAAUUCACACCGGAAAUCCACGUAACAUUUCUUGUUUGUUUUGCGACGUUUAUCAACAGCACAUAAAUUGUAUGUGCUGAAUAUACUUUCCCAUAUGUUUUAUAAUCCACUGGUCUUCCACCUCUGGGCAUCCGGGUGAUGGUCUGACUUUUCUUGAAUCGUUGCAGAAUGUCACACAUCCUACGCAAAAUCGAAUCGCGAAACGCUUAAAGCUAUAAAUGUAAACAAAUCAACCUACCCUGAUAACAAGUGCCUACUGUAAUUCAAUACAUCCUCAGCUUCAUUUGGUGAAAUUCAUAAAAUAAUACCUACUCAAUUUAAAAACAUCGAUUUUAUUGUUGCGAGUUUAUCCGACAUGAGGUUGGGUGAUAGAUUUUCGUCUUUGAAACCUAUCAAAAGUUUGUACCAAUACCUACGAAAAACCUUGAUAAAUUCCGUAACCUCUUCGACAACUUUGUCACACUAUUCUGGUAAUUAACUCUAUACCACUUUUUUUCGAGAACUCCCUACCUCAACAGACAACGACACUACUUCAGAUUGAAUUUAUUGUCUUUAAUUCUUUUCCAGUUGACUUUCGUUGUUUGUAGUAGGACAUUUAAUUUAUAUGGGCCAAGGGUAACACUGGUUAUUAGUGGAAAAGGACUUUUUAUUUCUCACCUUUUAAUGUUUCUAUUUCAGAGACUUAUAGGUAUUUAUAUCACAGAGGCAAAAAAUAUACCGAAGAAAAUUAUAAGUUUUCAAAGCUGCUAAUUUCAUAGGUUUCAUUGUUACUAGAGCUUAACAUCAUCAUUCUCAAACUUCCACCUCCAACAUCAAUAUCAUUGUCUCCGUUCAACUGUUAUUACCACAUAUAUAUAUUUACCACUUAGAUAGAGACAUUCAUAAUCAAACAAGCAUGGGAGCCAAACAUGCACCGUUCAUUCGUAUCCAUUUACUAAUCGAAAGUCAAAGCUUUAAUGUUUAAACAAUAGAUAACGAAUCGUUCAAUAGACCUCUACCUAGGACAACAGCAGCAGCUAGAAGAGCAAAAACCAAAAACAAACAAAAAACCCGAACCGAUUUCAGGCACGAGCAAAAACAAAACGACGUAAUAUUAUAAACCAAAAGGACAAACAAAAACGGAUCCAAUUACUCUUCAUCGAGCUUUUUACAAAGAACACAUAGUAAAACAAAACUAAAAUAAAAUCCAAUGACAUAAUAACUAAAACAAACCAUACUGACAGAGCUAACACGAGAAACUAAUUUAAAAAAAGAAAUGGCUGUUGGAUUUUAGAGCAGCAAAGCCGGACGGAAGCUUCUAGCUUUUAGUGUAAUUUCUAGUACAUAUAACGGAAGGGGUAAAGCAAUUCCUUAGCUUUCCAGUACGCAGAUUAGUUGGUUAUGUUUUGUCGAUAAGGUUUAUUGUUUGAAAGACUUUUACUACAUUAUCAUAGUAUAUAGCAAGCGGCCAGACUAGACCAUAGAUGGCGCAUUUUCCUAUUAAACGAUACGUCGGGUAAGUUGGAUUGGAUGGAAGAUUUUAGGUUUAGGUUCCUCCACUAUUAUUAGCUAAAGCCAGAUCAUUUGGCAAGACAGAAAAAUUUAAACGUUGUAAAUAUUCGCGGAGGUAAACAAAAAUAUUCACCCAAAAAUAAAUAUAUAACUACACGUUCUUCACUCUAAACGAGUUGCGGUUUGAGCGCAGACGGAUGUUAGUUUUGUUGAAAAAGGCGUCUGUUAAGCGAUGAAAUAAAUAUCAAAAACGUGCGUAUCAAAAGUGAAACGUUUUUGAGCACACGCUUCCGAUGGAUGAAGCGAACACAGGUGGAUGGUGGUGGAAUGCUGAAUAAUUUUGUAAUUUUUAAAGUGAAAAAUAAUUAACAUAUCUGCACA
Messenger RNA from Wyeomyia smithii (pitcher-plant mosquito), 28329 nucleotides. RefSeq names its product pseudouridylate synthase RPUSD2-like. Lineage: Eukaryota; Metazoa; Arthropoda; Insecta; Diptera; Culicidae. The transcript has 12 exons. The record is from RefSeq and is a predicted model, not a curated record. Bases 1866 to 4025 code for a protein of 719 amino acids. Gene Ontology annotation, biological process: pseudouridine synthesis. Gene Ontology annotation, molecular function: pseudouridine synthase activity; RNA binding.